UUAAAACCAGUAUAGCCGUUGGCUAAUAAUCCUGAUCGGUACUGGAGCUUCUUACAUAGAAAAAGCAGCAAGCAGGAAAAGAGAGUUCAGAGAAAAAUAACGUCUCUCUUUCCUCCAGAACUGCUUCUGUGGGAAGCUACGCUUCUCUUUCGAAAACUCUCUUUUAGCUUAAAAAAAAAAAAAAAAAAUCAGGGAUGAAGGAAUUCAAAUCAAGAAUCCUGCGGUCGCUCAAAUCGCUGCCAUCGCCUUCUCCGAACUUCGCCAUUCCUGCCUCCGCAUCCCCCAAAUCUUUCCUGCUCCAUCCCUUUCAGCUCAUAAAACAAUUUCACAACGACUAUGACGACGACGAUAAUAACAAGGAGAACAGUCUCCGAGCUGAUGAUCAAAUGAUCUUAUCGGAUCCCCAACCACCCGACGGAGAAGAUGCAGAAGAUGCGAGCACCACCAAACAAGCGCCGUCAUUCCGGCGCCCGAAUCCGCAUUCCCCAACCCUCUUCGACCCGGCCCUUCUCGCCGCGUUCCGGCAGGCGGUGGCCGACUACGAGCGGAAUCGGCCUACAGCCGAAUCCGCAGAGUGCUGCCCUCCGGUGGGAAAACAAUUCGUAACUUUAUACACGACGAGCCUCCGAGGAAUCCGGAAGACGUUCGAGGACUGCAACGCCGUCCGGAUGCUUCUGGAGAAUCUGAAGGUGGUUUUCCACGAGAGGGACGUGUCCAUGGAUUUGGGAUACAAGGAAGAGAUGUGGAGGCUUCUGGAGAGUAGUAAUGUGCCCCCUCCGAGGUUGUUCAUAGGGGGGAGGUACGUCGGCGGCGCCGACGAGGUCGUGGGGCUCCAUGAGCAGGGGAAGCUGCUGCCGCUGCUGCGCCGCGCCCCGCGGAGGCGCGGGGCCGCGGCGUGCGAGGGGUGCGGCGCGAUGAGGUUCGUGGUGUGCGCCGAGUGCGACGGUAGUCGUAAGCUCUACGACGAGGAGAGAUCGGCCGCCGUUCGGUGCCCGAAUUGCAAUGAGAAUGGUCUGGUCCCCUGCCCCUUGUGUAGCUAGCUAGUUCUUCUUUUGUUCUUCCCUUUUUUUUCUCUUUUGUAGAUUAAUUUCCUAUGAAAAUUGUUUAAUUUUGAUUAGUGUAUACUCGUUGAGUUCUUUAUAGCUGUAUUUUUUGUGUGAGGAAUGAUAAUAAACAUUGCACAGGGAAUUUAUUUACUUGGGGCAUUGGAGUAGGAAAAUGAACUGU
This is a messenger RNA of Ananas comosus (pineapple), 1227 nucleotides long. RefSeq lists its product as uncharacterized. Lineage: Eukaryota; Viridiplantae; Streptophyta; Magnoliopsida; Poales; Bromeliaceae. The record is from RefSeq and is a predicted model, not a curated record. The transcript has a single exon. The coding region runs from base 195 to 1040 and encodes 281 amino acids.